CCGCGGGCGAGGGCAGGCGGGGCGCCGGAGGGAGGGAAGAGGCUGCAGGCCAGCCGGGAUGCGCGAUGGCAGAGGCGGCCCGGAUCCCUUAUAGGACCACGGGGUCCACCCUUUUGCACCCGCUGAGUGACUUCCUGGGCAUCCCGCUGGACCAGGUGAGGGGAACGCGGAGAAGUUUGCAAGCAGGCAAAGGAGCAGCUCGCGAUUCUUGGGGAUUGUGGCACGUGGUGGAAAUCCGGGUGGUUGUUUUUCAUUCAAAAGAGAAAUUGACCGAACAGGACUUUUUUCCCUCCCUAUUGAUCGCGUUUGUUGUUUUUUCUUCCCCGUCUACGGAAGGGUGAUUUUCUGUGGGACAAUGAUAAAGAACGAAAAGCCCAGUCUUUGAGCAUGUUUACUCCUGCUGAGCUUAACGGGGUUUAUUUCCAAAUAAGCGAGCGUAGGAUUGCACCCGCAAUAGCUUCGAAAGGCUCGGGUUUCAGAACUGUGGCUUUAUUUGCAUAGUAGCAAUCGGUGUGCCUUAUGGCGAUAAUGUAUUGGGUUUCAUCGAAUGGGUUGGGACCCCAAAGUGAGUCACAGGUAAACCUAAGGUGAGUCAUAUCUAUGGCACCGAUUUACCUUAGCUUUUUUACACUCCCCCCCCCCCGGCAGAAAUGAUAAAGCAGGAAGAGUUGGGUUUGGUUGAUUUGCAAAAACUCUUCCAAUUUUCUGUCAUUAGGUGUACCGCUUGUCAAGUGCCUCUCCCAGAAGACAGGCGCUUGAAGUCAGGAGACCUGUGAGACUUGCCUGUUCUUGUGAUUUUUUUUCUUCCUAAUGUGGUAUUAAAGAUGGGUCACCGUUGGAAAAACUUGACAGAUACUAGGCUGUGUAAGAAAGCUUGAUGGGGUGUGUUGUUUGACUAGCACUUAAUCUCAGUCACUAGGUGCAAGUGAUGCAGUGUGCGCUUGAUGCUUACAUGUGCAGGAAGCAGCAGCCUAAAUGAACAGGAAGUAGCAACCAAAAAAAGAAAGUAUUGUUGUGGAAGGUUUCCUGUGGCAACUAAAUUGAAACUAAGCCCGUCUUUGAAAUGAAGAUGCUUUCUUCUUAUGUUUACAUCACGCCGCCUUCCUUCCCUGCUUCUACAACCUGCCCUUCCCUUUGUUAUAUGUUCAGAAUGUGAGCUCCGUGCGCCAGAGAUUUGUCUUGUUGCUCUGUGAAGCACCAUGUGCAUAGAUGAGGCUGACAACCAUAAUAUCACCUGUCCCUUGUAUGGAGCCAUCAUCUUAUGGGUUAGGAGGACAUGCUGGGUGUUAUGUACUGAAGUUCUCACCCUGGGCCAGCAGGGGGAUACUGUAGAUAGUUAUGCAAAUAAGGGAUCGAAAGUGAUGUUCAGUGAUUGGAUAGUCUUAGAAAAUUGUUACAGUUACGUUGUACUGGAGCUCUAUAUAAGCAGGCUGACUGAACCCUUCAGUUCAGUUCUGUUCUGGCCUGUGAAUAAACAAGAGCUGUUUGAAGAAUUGCUGUGUCGUCUGAUAUGUUCACCCACAACUUAACACUGUCAAGGUUUAGAUGCAUUGCAGGGACACUUCUCAUUCCUGAAAAUCACCUCCUUCCCAUUGUGCAUGCGGAUCCUUGAUUAAGAUGUGCUUAUUAAGCAGAGUCAUCCCUACUGUUAGGCAGAACGUGACUGCUGCCUCAGGACACAGGUGCUGGUGGGCGGUGAGUGGGUGACAGCAAGCAAGAUGUUGGAGUACAGAGCUGUGCAAACCUGGCUGCUAGUUAGGUGUGGGAGAGGGUGCUGUCCUGUCACCAACGUUGAAGUAAGACUGAACUGCCAGUUGGGUUGCUUCUGUUAGUGGCAUUUGGGGUGGUGGAUCAUGUCCUCAGACAGCAGGUAUGCCACAAUCCAACGGCACAACAGAAGUUAGGUAUUGAGAAUAAUAAUCUUUUAUUGCUGCAAGUAUUGAACUAAAUAUCUUAAUAGUAUUUUAUAUAUCAAGGCUGGUUUGUUGACUUUGGGCCCCCUCAUGAUCAACUUGUCCCAGAAUUGUUAUACAAGUGUUUAGAGCGAUUGGGUUUAAUCUAGGCCACUAAACUUAUGUUCAUCCUUUACAUGACAGUAAUCAUUUGGGGCCCUGCUGGACAUCUCUUUGCCACAGCAGCAAAGUCUGGUAUUAACUAAGAGGCCUUUUGCGGCACCCACCUUAUUGAAAUACCCUGUCACUAUGCUGCUUCAGGCAGUUGGUGAAGACUUGAAGUUUUUAAAAGGCCUUUGGUUGUGUAGUUUUUGUUGGCUUAGUUCCAUAUUGUUUCAGUGUUGCUGGAAUUUGUUAAGUUGAUCCUGUUGAAUGUAUAUAUUGAAGUGUUUUUAGGUGAUUCUGUUUGUUUUGUUCUGUUUUUAUCACUGUUCGUUAGUCGCCUGGAGUCUCUUUGCAGAAAUAGUUGGGAUAGGAACUUUUGAAAUGAAUAAGAAUAACAUAUUAUUGUGGUAGCACAAAAUCUCGUGUGCCAGAUGUACUUGGGUGGCGGUGGGAGGGCAAUACAACUAUAACAUGGGAUGUGCAUCUCAGUGGUGAUGUAUUUUCUUUCAAGGCUCGUGGGAGGCUUGCUCUUUUCCUGGCAGCAAAUGUGAUUGGUUUUUCCUUGUUAGAUUUUUCUGAGGCAGCCAUGAACUUGCUGCCCUUUCUGUAUUCUCUCAGCAAUGAGGAAGCUUGUGGUGGUGAUACUAUUUGUUCCACUAACUAGGGGGAAAAUGGGCUCCACUUACAGAUUGUGCUGAGAGAUAAACCAGGCAGCAAAGGAUUUAUUGUACUAGGUUUUAAAAGCAGCACAAAAAAGGACUCUCUGGAACAAGGAUGAGUUGGUUUUAGUUUUGCAGGGUCUACUGUUUGAGGUUUGCUUGCUUUUUAAAACUUAAAUAGAAAAAGGGAGCUGAAAACAGAAAUUAUUUGUGUGUGAUAUUUGGUUCAAUCCACUUAGUGUGGAAGAAAAUAAUAAUGAUGCAAUUUUGCAAUCACAGGGAAAAAACUGUGCAUAUAUACCUGAAUCUCUGUUUGUUGUUUAGUUUGCCUGUCUUAAGUGAAGGUUGAAACUAUAUGCAUGUAGCUAAGGGAAGGGAAGAUUUGGGGGUUUGAGGAAUUGGGUAAUAAGGUGCAUGUUUGUCAGCUUCUUUCUGAAAACAAUUCCUUGUAAUGUUCACACGUUUACUGGUGGAUUUGUUGAAUAAAGGGGCGGGGCCAAUAGGAUUUUCAUUUCAUGUGGGGUGGAGAGUUUAAUUUAUUCACUUCUUAAACUAUUUGUUAUAAGGCUACUGCAGUUUGUUGUGCACUGGAAUUAGAAUUCGUUUACAAUGGUACCUCAGGUUACAUACGCUUCAGGUUACAGACUCCGCUAACCCAGAAAUAGUGCUUCAGGUUAAGAACUUUGCUUCAGGAUGAGAACAGAAAUCGUGCUAUGGCGGCAGCAGGAGGUCCCAUUAGCUAAAGUGGUGCUUCAGGUUAAGAACAGUUUCAGGUUAAGAACGGACCUCCAGAACGAAUUAAGUACAUAACCCGAGGUACCACUGUAUAUUAAAAACAUUUCUGGAAUGUGUACUAUCCACGGGUCCCAAGGCAGAUUACAGAAUAAAACUCUAAAAUGCUAAAAACACAUAAAAUAAAUAUUAGAAUCUACAUAGAAUCUAAGUGAAAUCAACCACUAACAGUAAGAACCAUAUCUUAAAGGGGUCAAUAACCUAUGUGUGCUUAGCAGCCUUUAGAAUUGCCGUACUGUGAAUGACUUGCAUGUAUGAACCAUGCAAGAAAUGGGAACCAUGCUUCUGUAGAUAGUACCAACAAAAUACAUGGCAAAUUUAAUUUAUUUCACAUGAAUUCUGUGAAUUUGCAUCUCUCUCCUUUCUUUAAUCACUGAGUUCAAUAAGGGCCGCUGCAGAAGAGUAAAGCGAAUGUAGAAUAUAGGAUGAUGCAGACAUUGAAAAAAGUUAACAGGAUGGAUUGAUAGAAACAUUCAUUGGUAUAACUCUCACCCUGUUGACUUUCCCCCCUGACAUUCCUUUCUUCCUUCCUGGAAGCAGAGUCAAGUUUAAUCACCUCCGCAGCAUGACUGUUGCACAGAGAUUUUUAACUGCCUCUGAAGGUCAAGUGCUUUGCCUUUGGAAUGCACCACAGGGCUUGGCAACUCCACCCUGACUGUCAGGAAGGAGAGUGGCAAAGUCUAGUUCAAUACUGCUGCAGGCCACCCCAAUCCGAGUGGCGUGAGAUUCCAGGGGCUCAUCCACGAUCCAUGUUUCCUUUGGGAAUGAGGCACACCGGAGGCUGUGGUGUCUUUAUUAUAUAUGGAGUUGUUUGUGUGUGUUUUUUUACACAUAUAUACAACCUACGCUUAUGUUGGAGGGGUUCAUAGUAUCAGCACUCCAAGAAGGUCUUGUUUCUUCCAUAGGCACAGCUUAGGACAGGGCUCAAGAAGAGAUCAAGCAUCAUGCUUUGCCUCUUUCUCUCUAGGACACAUUGCAGCAACUCUCUCUCUAAUCUCUCUAAACUCUGGCUUUAUCUGUUGAGGGAGGGUGGGGUCUCAUCAAUUUGCCAUCUCAUGCAGAGUCCCUUGAUCCUUUGUUCUUAAUGGCCCAUUCCCAGGCUAUCAGCUCAAUCCAGGAAGUUUAGCCUAGCUUAAUUACCGUAUUUUUCGCUCUAUAAGACGCACCAGACCAUAAGAUGCACCUAGUUUUUGGAGGAGGAAAACAAGAAAAAAAAUAUUCUGAAUCCCAGAAGCCAGAACAGCAAGAGGGAUCGCUGCGCAGCAAAAGCAGCGAUCCCUCUUGUUGUUCUGGCUUCUGGGAUAGCUGCACAGCCUGCAUUCGCUCCAUAAGAUGCACACACAUUUCCCCCUACUUUUUAGGAGGGAAAAAGUGAGUCUUAUAGAGCAAAAAAUACGGUAUCCUUUAACACUUGGCUUAAUUAAAUUAUUAGGAGUGUCUAGCACACAGCCUAAUACACACGUGUCUGGAUUAAUACAUACACGGGUCUGGUACCCAGAGUUUUAACACCUGGAUCCUUGAUUAAAUUCUAACACCUACUGGUUCCAGGAAUUUAGGAGUGUCUAGCACCCACAAACUCAUAACAAUCCUAUCAGUAUUGUCAUAACAGAACGCAAACAUGUCUGUGCCUAAGCUUACUGAACAUUUGUUUGCCAAAAGGUGCUGCCUUCUUAUUUGCCCAGGAAAAAAAUGAGUUUUCAUUUAGUGAGAAAACAAACACAUUUCUCCCCUCAGUCCUUCAUCAUGAAGUAGCCCAGAGCUGUUCCCAUACCACAUAUUUUCUUACAGAAACAUAAUUCCAUUAUAUGUACAAGUUUGGUGCUUAGAUGCUUCAAGUUUGCUGCGUGUUUUAUCAAUCACCACACCAAAUAUUAUCCUUUCAUGAAAGUUUCCAUUCUGACCCAUACUGGCAUUACACAAUCAAAUAAAGUCAUAACCAUAGAAAUAAUCCUCUAUUCCAUCAUUUUCAGCAUAUAAAUUAUAGGGUUUCUGAAACAACUCCCCUUUUAUCUCUAGUCUCUCAUUUAAAAUUAUUCAUUAUAUAAAAUUAUACUAUGCAUUUCCUCCUGUUUAUUUUGGUUGCUAUGUGCCAAACACCACAAUGACAUUGCAGUAACAGUUGUUAACGCAAACAAGAUUGCCUACAAGCAAAGCAAGGGCAGGCUGCAGAAACUGCAGAAAUGCUCCAUUCACUUCCUAUAAGUCAGGGGUGGGAACUGGAUCUGGUUUGUGGGCCAAAAUGAAAACAUCUCCCCUGCAGGAAAACACUUUUCCUGGGGCAGUAUGUUGGUUAAUAUUGAAUAAUGUGUGAUACUUCAGAAACUAGAAACUUUGGGCCAAGCUGGAGUCUCCUUCAGGCAUUCGGACACUGUGUAAUUGUGCGACUGGGAGAGUGGGGAGCUGUGGGGAUGAGCAUAGCUAACUCUGUCCCUCCUUGUCAUUCUCAUUGCCCUGCACAAGUUAGAGGAUGGUUGGGUGAAGCAAGGAGCCUCCUCUUUUAAUGGAAGUUUCCUGUGCAUUUUAGAAUCCCGAUUUUCUGGGGUUCAAGUGUCAUGAGUCUCUACCUGAGCACCUCAAACUGAAAUUGAUUUGGAGCAAGGACUCCCAAAACUUGAGAGAGAGGAAGGAGAAGGAGCAGCCCACACAUACUAUUGGACAGCUUUCGCAUACUCAGGAAUCAAGAGUUUUGUGUCUCCCUUGUAGGAAAUGUAUACUUCUUUGUGCAUUCUGCAAUUUUCAUCCUGUGGAAUAGUGGCAGAACUUUGUUGCUCAUAGCCGAACACUUCAGAAACUCUUGGGCGACAUUCAAAGAAAUGGCAGCUCAGUGUGACUUUUUUAAGAAGCAAAUAAAAUUGCAUCUGGAUCAAAGCCACUCAUUCAUUCAAUCAUUAAAAAACAAACAAACCUGAGUAGAAACGAUUACGGUAUCAGAGUCAACAAACAUACAUUGUAACACUUAAUUCUUCAGAUUUACUUUUAAACAUUUCUCCUCUUCACACCGUUGUUGACUAAGGAUUUUCCUCUUUAUUUUUUUUUGUUGACUAAGGACUCUGUCAUCUGUUCUGCAGUUUCUCUGCCAGGGCUGCUAAUGAUUAUUCCUUCAGCUGUUUCAUCAUGGUAAUCCCCCAAGAACAUCUGUUUUGAAUUUUUGAGUUCAGAUCUCAGAAGGUUUUUUAAAUUGGGAGAGAAGCAGAACUUACUGCUGGAAGCAAGACUUCAAUCCACAACACAGUCAGAUUUACCGUGUGAGAGCUCAUGCAUGAAAUUAAGAAAGAUGACUACAAAGUGUAAUUGUUUCAAACUAAUGUGUGUGCAUAUUUUUAUGCCCUCCUUGGAAGACUGUAAUUUUCCAUUUUAAAAUAACACUCCUGCUUUAAAAACAAACAAACACAUAUGUGCUGCACAAAAUAACUUACAGUAUUUAUGUGGGUGUUGUCUUUCUUUCAGCAGACUAUUAUAAGCCAGAUAUGGAUUCUAACUCCCAUCAGUCCCAGGCAAGGGAAAUUGUAGGCCAAUAGCAUUUGAUGGGGGCAGUCCUGAUUUGAAGCCUUUUCUGAAAUAUCAGUCUGCUUCAUUUUAUGUACACAACUUAAGAAUCACAAUGCCUUGAUAGCAGAAGUAGCUCAUCCUAGCGUAUUCCUAUAGUAAACAUUUAGUGGGUUUAGCUUAACAUGACCCACUGGUAUUCUAUAUGUAUAGAAGAAAUUAAGUAUACCAUGACGUAUCAAGUAUGCCAUGAAAGUAUGCAGGUGUACAUGCACACAUUACAGGAAAUUCUGCCCCUUUGGAAUAUGAAUGUUUGUCUACAGUUUUUGGUCUCACAAGAAGCCACAAUGUACUUCUGUUGAUUUAUUAUGUAGGCAUCUAGGGAACUAUCCAAUUUUCUCCCUUGCCAUUUAAGUUCCUACAAGCAACACUCUUCCUUUUCCCAAUGCACAUGUAUAUUUCUCUGAUUUCCAUGACUUCUUUGUUAAAUUGCAAACUUUCUUGGGAACUUGUUUGUAAUUCUCUUUUGAGGCUUUCCUGUUAAUAAAUUUUCAUCUUUGGACAUUUUCUUACUCUUGAAAGGGAGCAAUUCUGUGUGGUAAAUUAGGUUUUUCAUUAAGUGUGCCUGUGCAUUUGCCUUAAUGUGCUUUGUCCUAAAUGUACCAGUUAAAAAACAACAACUGCAGGAGAUAUGGAUAACUAGCCAUAGCAAACUUCUUUUGCUGUUGGCUUGCUCGCUGAGCAGUUUAAUGAAUUAUGCAAGAAAAACCUGGAUUUGCCACCACUGAGUAUAUACUUGACAGGGAGCUGGACCUAAUCAAGUGUUCCAGUACAAUACACACAUCUGUCACAUUCAUAUUUUACAUUUUUCGGUGUAGAUAUAAAAAACACCCUGGGCGUAUCCCUGAAAACAAUUUGCUGGAUCCAGACUAAUAAUGAACUACCACACAUACAUUCAGUUACCUGGUCCUAUUCACAAGUCCCUGGGAAAAGCUCCCUUGAAUUAAGUGAGACUGACUUCUGACAAGACAUGCCUAUGAUGCUUCCACUCCUUUUCCAUUCUUUUCAUUGAGAUCUGUAUUCAACUACAGUGGUACAUUGGUUUGCAUAUGUCUUGGUUUGCAUACAUUUUGGAUUACAAGCACGUCAAACCCGGAAGUGCGUGUCCCGGUUUGCAACCUUUUUUUUGAUUGCAACCCAUCUAUUAUUAUUUUUUUUGGAUUACAGACCAAUUUUUUUUGGAGGCCCCAUUGGCGAAAGUGCGCCUUGGGUUACAACCUGUUUUGGUUUACAAAUGGACCUCCAGAACGGAUUAUGGUUGUAAACCAAGGUACCACUGUAAUGUAGCCUAGAUCUAGCUCAUAUUAUGAAGAGGCUGUUUUCACCUGAAAUAAAAUGGGAAGGUCUGAAACCUCUUUCUCUGAAAUAUCCUACUGGGAGCUUUAGGUGUCUUUUGAAUAUUUUUGAGGAAGCAGCUCCAAAUUACUUCCGCACCCAUUCUUUAAAGUGCAGUGCUAAGUUGUGCGGGGAAAAUACGCGACGACUUGUCCAGGAUUGUACCCAAGAGGUCUUUCUUGGCGGUGAGGAGAAUGCUGACAAACAAAAGUCAAUUGCAAUCUGUUUUCAUGUUUCCUUAGGUCAAUUUUGUUGCUUGUCAGCUCUUUGCACUCUUGGCCGCCUUUUGGUUUCGCUUGUACUUAAGUCCUAGCCAUGCCAGCUCUGCUGUUCGUCACACAUUUGCCACCAUAUUUGGAGUAUAUUUUGCUGUUUUCUGCUUUGGUUGGUGAGUAAUUGCUGUCUAAAUAACUAAUAAUUGCAACAAAGAUGAUGAUGCAUGGAGUCGUGGAGAGAGAUGUAGGCUCUCCGUGCUUUAAGGCAUGCUGUUGAGCAACUAUGGGAACUCCUGAGUUUUAUCAGCAAGUAGUGCUUUAGAGAGAGAUGUAUCCAAAAACUCAGUGAUUUGGGAACAAAUACCAUAACUUGAAAAGGGAUCUAGUUAGGCAAUUGUAGAAAUGCAGGGUUGGAGGAGAGUGGAGUUUGUGUUUGCUCUAUCGUUCUAUAUUGCCUAUUUACUUUAUAAAAGGUUUUUGCCCUCCCCUGGCAUCCAUCAUUGAUCUUUGAAUAUGAAACUUGUUUUCUUGUUUUUAAGGUACUCCAUCCAUAUUUUCAUGCUAGUGAUGAUAAGCUACAGCAUCCUGAAUGUGGCCAGCAUUCCCAACAUUCACAGGUGAGAUUUCAUGGCUAUUGUAAGCAACGUCUUUUAGGUUAUCCUUUUUUAUUAUAACUGUCUCCUUUUCCCCACCUCCUUUCACUGGAGCUUUGUGUGCAGUUAGUUGAUAGUGGUGUGGCAGCACCCAGAUUGCACCAAAAGAUUUGCUUUGCCUUUCUUCACGUUCAUGAAGGCAGGACUGCUUUUUCUGGUAUGACUGGGGACAAAUGUAUGGAAGACCAGUAAUCAUUAAUUGGAUGUACUUAGUGGGAAGGAAGUUCUAGGAAAGCGAUAUGCACUUGCAAGAGUUAGUUAGACAACCUUUUGAUGCUACAUAUUAAGCUUUAAAGUCCCAAACCCCUUGAUGUGGCAGAAUCAACAUGUUGGUUUGGGAGUCAGUUGUUUUGAGGUGGUUUUUUUAUUACAGUUGUUCUUGGUAAGACUUACGUUUUGUGUAUUAAAUGUCUACGAUUAUAGGUACUCUUUUAUGGUAGCUAUGGGAUAUCUCACGUUAUGCCACAUUAGCCGGAUAUACAUAUUCCACUAUGGUAUUCUCACUACAGAUUUCUCUGGGUAAGUUAUUUAUUUCUUUUAUUUAGAGUAUUUGCAGGCCCCUCUUCAACCAAAAAGGCUCCCAGAUUAAUAAAAGCAAAACAAUCCCUGCCUGUAGACUUUACAGUCUUAAAAACACAAGGGAACAGGGAUAUGGAAGAAAGAGGAAAUAAUUUGUAAUAUUAAAAUGUUUGUAUUCAAUAAUACAUAGAAAUCACUUUGUUUGUUACCUUAAUGGCCCACACUCACCAUUAACUCACCAAGAAGUUGGCCUGGCUAUUCCAGCAAUUGCAUCCUUGCUGGAUCAAGGAAUUAGAAGGGGACUCAGGCAUACAGGUUAACUGCCCCCCCCCCAAUUCACAACAUGGACAUUUACUGAGGUGUAUAAGAGGUCCAAUGUGUUUCAAUGUGUGACAGUUAUUCUUGUGGACAAGACAAUCUUGUACUGCUUUUAUUAUUCUGCCAUCUUGCUGUAGUAGUUCACUUGGGACAUAUCAAACCCCGUUUAAGUCCAAAAGAUUUAAAUGAACAUACCUGGGCAGAGGUAGAAAUAGGUUAGGCAUCAUAUUGAAAACAAUCAGUCAAGCACAGCAUGAUUACUUUUAAUCGCAACCUGUGAAUAAAGUAAAAUAUAGUUUUGCACAUUGCUCAGUUUCAUCUUCUCUGUUUUGGGUUUCUACUUGCUUCAAUAUUAAAACAUUAACACUGUUUCUGCUUGUCGAUAUGUUCUACCUGUUGGUGUUUGCAUUUAAUUCAUACUACUACUUCUCUCUGUAACUGCAUGUCUUCUCUCAUGCCAAGAGGAUUGUGUUGGUGAGUUGCUCUCUUCUAUGCAUGCUCUUAAUGUUUCUGAACUUCUCGCAUGUUUGCUUUCAAAUGAUAACAACUGGUGGUGGUUCAGAGGAAUAGCCAGUGGCUUCUGGUGUGAUUGAGCACCCUGAUCUGUUUUCAGAUUCCUUGCCAGCUGGGGAGCCUUGCCUCUUUUAGGUCUUCACACAUAAUCAGAAACCUCCUUACUAUCUGUUUCAGAUACGGAUUAGUGGGCAACCUUAGUGCUUUUGAAUUGUUCACAUGGAAACAAACACGGGAAGUCCCACCACCACAGCACAUCAGUUUUGUUUUGUUUACAACUGUCUGUGUGUUUAUGCAUGAGGCUCUGAAGCAAGGAACCUCUGCUACUCAUUGAGACUCCCCAAACAAGUGAGUGCCCUGCAAAUCAGGCUUCUAAAUCACAGGGGAGCCUCCCAAAGUAGUGGAGAACUUUCAGACGUUUGUGCACAAACUUGUGGUCAGCUGUAAACAGCAUACAAGUGACUUGUCAGAAGGUGUGGGGUAUUCUCCCUCCUGUGUGUGCUUCUAUCUCAUUCCUAAUUGAGGAUGUGGGUAUUUGCACCACACAAUGUGUAUGAGACUGUUCAGAGCUAGCACAUCUUAUUUACCUAUUCCAAAAAGCUCUACCCACCUCCCCAGUCUUUCAACACCAUUUACAAAUAUGACUAAGACAAUAACAAACAUAAGAAUGCAAUGAAACACGGAAAAGAUUGGAAAAAGCAUUAAACAACACUACCGGUAAAUCAACAAGACACUUUGUUGUGUCUCUUUGCCCACCCCACCAGGAGGUAAGCCACUCUGUUCUAUACCAUAGUAGGUGUGGAGAACUUCUGAUCAUCCGAUGUAACUGAACCACCACUCCUAUCAUCCUUGACCAUUGGCCAUACUUCCUGGGGCUAAUGGAAGUUGACAUUCAGCAACAACUGGAGGACCAAAGGUUCCCCACACUUGACUUACACUUUCUGAACAGUCUUCAAGCCCUGUAAAGUGUUCAUUUCCGUAGUCAAGACCUGAUGCAUGAAGACCCAUUAAGGACAAAUUAAGUGCAUUCAUAUUUACUUCAUUGUCCUUUAAUAGUUCCUUCAUGCCCCAGAUUUAAUUGCAUUUCUGUGCAUUAAGUGGCAAAGACCUCUGUGAAUAAUUUUGUCAACUUAAGUGCAGUACACCAAAUUAGGAAAUGUGUAAUAUUUUACAGUAAAAAAGUUAAAAUAAUAGUCAUUGUAGUCCAGCACAUGCUUGAGUAGAAGUGAUCUAUAUAGCCUGUUAGUUGGUCUUAUUUGGUAUUAAAGUUCAUGUGGCAAUAUGGCAUUGUGGAUAGAGUGUUGGACUUGGGCCAGGGAAACCCAAGUUCAUAUCCCCAUUCAGAUUGAUAGGUCAUUGGAUGAUCUUUCCAAACCUCUCUGUUGUGAUGUGGAUAACUGUUGUGAUGUACAUGGCUUUGAGCUCCUUUAAGCCAGAAUGUGAAAAUAUGUAAUCAAAUGUUGUACCAUGCAACAUGUGAUGCACACUGUUUUCCUGUAUUUCAUUAUAGUCCGUUGAUGAUUGUAAUACAGAAGAUCACUACUCUUGCCUUCCAAGUGCAUGAUGGUAAGAAAAGAUACAUUUUCCAGCCCAGGGCCUGUCCACACUAGGGUUUUUCACAUCACUGCAAUAUCUCGCUCAUUCUUAUCCCACACAAUGGAAUGACAAUCUGUCAUUCACCUCUCCUGUAGGUUAUAUCCAAGGAAGUCAUUGUGUUCAUGGCUGCUGGCGCAAUGGAACUUGCUCUCCCUCUCAUCCCCCAAAUCUGCUCAGGGUUCGUUCCCCCAACUCAUCCAAACAGAUUUGGGGAGGUGCAGGAGGAGUAAAGGAAGUGGGAAGUUCGGUUGCACAGCGAAUUCUGCAAGACAAUGGAUUCAGCCCUUCCCCUACAAUCUCUGCUCUUUUAUUUCUGUGCUUUUCCAAGCCUACUUCAUUAAAACAAAAGGAGAUUGUAAAGAGCUCCAGAAGGACCUCUUCAAAUUGAAUGCAUUGGUGGGGGGGGGGGAAUAGCAAAUUUAAUUCAGUGUAAACAAGUGUGAAAUGAUGCAUGUUGAGGGGGGGGAGUCUUCACUUUGUAUAUACGCUCAUGGGUUUUGAACUCACAGCAAUGGACCAGGAACGAAACCUUAUAAUCAGAGUAGAUACCAUAACUUGAUGAAGAUGUUGACGCAGUGAAAAAAAAGGCAAAUUCCAUGCUAGGGAUCAUUAGGAAAGGAGUUGGAAAAUAAAUCUGCCAUUAUCAUAUGCUGUUAUUCAGAUCCAUGGUGGGAGACCACAUUUGGAGUACUGUGUAUGGUUCUGGCCAUCUCGCCUCAAAAUGGGGAAAGGAAAGGGUUGUGCUUAAGGGAAGGUAGCGGCAAUGUCACAGAACCAUUGCCAUGUGGACACGAAGCAACUUCUGUUUAAAGCAAAUGCCGGUACAGUGAUACCACAGAAACAAAGGGGCUUCCAGUGUCUUCUGCACAAAGCUCUCUAAAUAUACACUGGCAACCUUUUAGGAAAAGUUGAAAGUUUAUGCUGAAAUUGCCAAGAUAUUAAGUCAUCUUUGUGCAGUUAGUCUGGCUGCCUUUGCUUGGAAUUAAGAAUAGGAAAGGAAAGCUGAAACACCCACCUACCCACCCACUACCUUUUGCUCUGCUGCUUUCUCUAAGAAGAGAAUUGAGGCUUCGUAACCAGAUCUGCGAAAUUCCAGGUUUGUGGUCUAGUAUGGAGAUCCUGACGGUUGUCAUGAUUCUCUUGCUUGGUUCGAUAACUAGGUCACAUUUAUGGAAUCUUACCUAUCUCACAUUGCUUCUCAAAAAACAUUUACCCAUCCCCCCCACUUGGGUACCAAACUAAGCAGUAGUUUGCUCCUGUUUUUAUUUAAGAGUGGGCAAGGAAGAAAAACUAAAAUCAUGGAAAUAAGGACUUGUGCAUCUUCCAGAACAACUCAGAAAGAAACAUGCAUUCAUUGCCAAGGGUGGAAAAUUGUCUGAUUGGUGAGGCCCUUUGCGUAUGUUGGAGGUUUCUUAACUUGGUAAUAAACUGAUGUAAGAAAGUAGGCCAUGGAGAAGAGGCCAAGAAUAAAUGUGUGAAAACAUACAGUAUUUAUUAAUAUACUUGCUAACACUAGCAGCGUAUUUGACAAUUAUAUGUACCAUCCCCAUUGUCCUCCAACAUGUGAUUUGAUUCUUGUGUCACUUAUUCUUGCUAGGAAUAGGCCGGAAAGCUGAAGAACUAACUGCUGAACAAAACCUGUUUGCUAUAAAGUAAGAAAGCAUCUCUUUUACUGAACUGUUCCCCUCCCCACCCCAAAAAACCCACACCUGGAUUGCAUUGUUUCUGUGUGUUUAUAAAGAAUAACUUAAGUGGAAGUUUUCAUUGUGUGGCUUAAUAUGCAGGAGUUCUUCCAGGUUAAAAAAUAUGUGUAGCUUUUCUGAAAAAUAGCAACAACACUGAUUGAGGUGGCAAUAGGAUGGGAUGAAUUUAUAAAUGAGCACAUGCAAAACUGACAUAGACCAGAAAUAGACCCAUCCAGCCAUGCCUAGUACUGUAGAGGCUUUGUUCAUGGAUCUCCUGUGUCAUAUCUAGUUUGUGUCUUGUGUAUAUAUUAUUUUGUUGUCUUUGAGUAAAGACAGACUGAUCCAGAAGUAGCUUGAACACAUGCCCACUGCCCUGAAAACAAGCACAUAGAAAUAUAGUGACUUUGUGUUCAACCCAACUUCUUCCAUGCUCAGAAGUGCUUCCCAUAAUACUUUUAAAGGAGUAAACCAUCUACACUUCCCCCACAUUUUUUUUUUUUAAAUCAGAUUUUGAAAUAAUUAUUGUGUGGUUGUUUUGGUAGAACAAGACCUUCAUUACUGGAAUAUCUGAGCUAUCAGCUCAACUUCCUGAGUAUCAUAGCUGGCCCAUGCAGCAAUUUCAAGGACUACAUAGCCUUCAUCGAAGGGAGGCAUGUACAGAUGAAGCUAUCAGAAGUCAGCUGGAAGCAAAAAGGUCACAGUGGACUCCCUGAUCCUUCUCCAGUGGUAGGCUGUAAAGUACUAAGAACUUACUUUCAAACUCUUCAGUUGUUUUUGCAGCAGUUGUUGCUGUAGUUAAAUACUUUUUAAUUUCAUCUGUUCAGCUGCUUGAUAGGAUGGGACAUAAAUUCAAAUAAUAUAUUUUCAUACUCGACUCCUUUGUGUCAGUUUGGGGCAGCUUUCAACAUUUUGACAAUCGUCUCCUCUGUAACUUUCCCCUGUUCCAUCUUAAUUGUCCAAACUCAUAACUUUCACAGGCCAACAGUGGUGUCAUGGGGUAACCCGGGCAGAUGGGCAGGGUACAAAUAAUAAAAUAAUGACAUCAUCAUCAAAGCGCCAUUGCUUUGAACCCCUAGGAAGCCAAAUCUAAUGGUAAUCAGAUGGUGGAGGAGGCAGAAGCUAUCUGACCUCACAAGACAAAUGGACUUGCUUUCUCUGAGUCAUACAUCCUCUUUUCUAACAUGCCAUGAUCUACUUUUCAGUAAACUCCUCCCCUCUAGUGUCUGCACAGAUCCCAGCAGCCAAGAGAUGCUUGAAGUCAAGCAAGUUUCCAGGGAUAUAGAUGAUUAUUUCACCUGUUUGUUUGGGGGUGCACCUGUCUAAGAAAGUAAUGUUAUUGAAGCAAUAUUUGCUGCACCCGCCCUGGCACUGAUUCUGCAAGAAAGAAUGACUCCUAAGUGGAACACCAGCAUUACCAAAAUGGUGUUCAGUGAACGAAGGUGGCUGUGCUCUGCACCGUCUUCACUAGUGCAUAAUGGGAGCUUAUGGGUUUGUGCACAAUGCUCCUCACCCUCAACUGCUGCAAACUUCUUACUUGUGAUUAGUCUUGGGGUUAAAUAUGAACCACUCCAUUUUUGUGCUACCAAUUCCUCUUUGCAAAAUAGUAAGUGUAAGCAAUGGGUGAUACUUUUCAUUGGCCAGUUACCUCUGAGUAUUUUAUAGGGGAGAAACAUUUUGCCCUCUCUCACCACUGAUGGCACUCAUUUUCUUCUUCUUCUUCUAGGGAGCUGUGCUGCACAAACUUUCCAUCACACUUGUAUCUUUGCUUUUGUUCCUGACCCUUACCAAGAGCUUCCCGGCGACUUAUCUUGUUGAUAACCAGUUCAUCAGCAAGUCUUCGUUCUGGUCCAGACUUGGCUUCCUAUAUGUUGCCAUGCAAGCUUCAAAGCCAAAAUACUACUUUGCAUGGACACUCGGUAAGAUUUAUAUACUGCUUUUUUUUAAAAAAAUGUACACACACUCUUGAGGUUGAAGUGAUGUUUCUUUUCAGACAUUCAGAUAGCAUGGCUAUAUCUGCACAUAUAAACUCGUGGAACAGGUGUGGGGAAUUGCUACUCUUUCUGCUAGGGUAUUGGUAAUAGAAGUAGUCAUGGGAGGGAUGCCAGGAACUGCUAGGAAAAUAGUUCAGCCAGUGCAAGCUUUUCGGCGUGCCAGACAAUCCCCCCUCUCCCUCCUCCGCGUGCUCUUCUGUGGGUUCUCCCAACCCCACUCCCAAGUCAAGUAGGGGCAUGUGGGGGGAGGAAAGAGGAAGAAAGCCCCAUUGCACGAGUAGGAGCCCCUGCACUGACUUCUGCUAGUGGGGCUCAUUUGUUGAAUCUCACCCCUUGUUUCUAUUUUUUUAUCUUUUUAUACAUUUUCCUUCGUAAACAACAGCAAACAACAACAAAUACUAACCUAAAUUACACAACAUAAUCUAGCCUAAAUUUCCAUUACAAUCUUUGUUUCUAAACCUGCCCUAUAUCUCAGGGCUGGCUACAACCCAUACAUUGACAAUACCAUAUGCAACCAUAAAAUCACAAAUAUCUGAAGGGAGUGUGCUGGGCCCGGGGGUUAACCCGAGCAACACGGUCCAGGUCCGGUCCCGAAACCAAGGAUUCCACGAGGAGUCAGUCCAACAGGGCCAAGGCAGGAAACCAGGCUAGGUCAGGCACAGGGUAAUUGACAGGUUCCAGCAAGCAGCAAUGUUCUCCCACAAUCUGUGGCGGGGUCCGGCAGCCUUUUAUCUCUGACAGGGUAACAGCCGGUCCUGAUCCCCCAGUGACUCACCUCCCUGUCUCACCCAAAGGCGAGCACUCCUCUUGCGAGUACUCAGGUCUCUCCUUCUCUCAGACCUUAGUCUCUGCAGCUCGGGAGAUGUUGUGGGUUACUAGACCCAGAGGCCACCUCAGCCUCUCCUGACCCAACUAGUAGCAGCUGCACGUGAUUGCCCAGCAGAGGGUUACGAGGUAAUCCCCGCAUCUGGAGCCAGGGCAGCCUCAGGCCCCUGACUCGGCUCAGUUGGUGCUUGUUGCAGGGGAAUCUGUGCAGACUGGGACUCUUCAGAAUCAGGCCCCAGACUUGGUUCAGAUGUCGCCUGAGGCAGAGGAUCCGGUGUGGACCGAGACUCCUCCAGUUCUGAGUCCGAGUCCCAGGCCAUCACAGGGAGGGCAUUACAUAGAAGCAUAGAACUGUAGAGUUGUAAGUGACCCUGAGGGUCAUCUAGUUCAACCCCCCCUGGCAAUGCAAUUUGAAACCAUCCUGGACACUGCUUAGCUUUGCAAAUGUGCUAGCAGUUUCAUUGCUGCAGCACUACAUAGCUAGACGUUUCAGGGAAAAAGUCACUUUUUCAUGUCACUACAAUAUGUACAAGUUCCCACAAGUGGGACAUGGAGCAGAACUGCCCCCCCCCGACAGAUUUCAUGAUCAAAAAUUGUGAUUAGAGAGACACAAAUGUUGACCAGUCUGAGCAAAAUGUAAAUGAUAUAAGGCAUGGAAAAGUCCCAAUAUAUGGGACAUAUCUCAAGAAUUAUUGUUCUUUAGGCAUGCUUACAUUCUUUAGACUGUCCCUUCCUUUUUCAGUUCACUAGAAUGUCAUAUAUCACUAUUCCAGGUAAGGAUGGUGGGAGACUUAGGUUAAAUUCACAUUUAAAAGCAAACUUGCUGAAUUUGCACUUUCUGGGACAACUCAUGAACCAAAACACAGCCACCCUUUGAAAUCAUCACUUCUCUGAAUUCUGCAGUACUGUUCUCCCUUCAAGUAGUGUGUAUCAAAAAACGCAUGCGCUAGAAUAAAGUGUGCAUAAAAAGGCCUAUCAUAGUGAAAAUAGCAUACAAAAAUGCAUUACUUUAGGAAACAUUGAUUUGCAAAAAUGUAUGCAUUAGGAGAAAUGUGCAGUAAAAUACUGUUGAAUUUUCAUAAGGACUUUUUUCAAUUAAAUUUGCAAGUUGAUGGGAUAAUGUGGAGAACCAAUUUAAAGACCAGGAAAAGGGGUAACUGAGAGAGACUGAAAUUGACAAAUUGACACCCAUCCCUAAUUCCAAGUGUGUAUUGGAAAGGAUCAGCAAUCCCUCAGCCCCCCCACUUUCUAAAGCCAGGCACACCUGCCGCUUCCCACCCACAAUUCCACCUGUGUAGUCCAUGCCAGAGCUGUCCCACAGGCAGGGUGCAGUGCAUCACAGAAAGGUUUGUGCAGAGAAGAGAAGACAUCGGAGAAUAACUGCUUAAAUUGGAAAUAAAAAUGUAGAAUUGGGUGUCCGGAACAACCAGGGUUGUAAACAACAUUUUGCUUUGCAUUGUGGUUUUUUGGGGACAGCAGCGGCCUCUUCUGCAUGGCAGUGGGCGAGACUUCUUGUUGUUCUUCGUCCUGGACACCAGAAUAUCAUUUGGGCAGCAGUGGCCUUUCCUCGCUUUCUCAACAAAUUUUAUCUAGUGACACAGAAUAGCCUGUUGAUCAAAUAUAGCUGCUGCUAAGCAGUUCUUGCUUGUGAAGUAGGACAGACAUGCUUUUGUGCGAGAGUCAAUUACUGAAUUCUCUGCUCAUGAAAGGGGGGGCGGGAGAGAUAAGUUCAUUUUUGUCCUAAUGUUAACUGCUGAACUUUAGUUGGAAUCGAAACUAAGAAGCCAGUCUUCAAAAGUGCUCUGCUAACGCAAGCUCCAGUGAAGAGGCUUUAAUCAGUGGGCGAUCAGAGCUUUGAAGUUGCUUCUUCAGAGGCAGAGAUGCUGUAGCAGAAGUCGAUAAUCUUCUUUUUCUUGGCAAUCACUUGUAGCCGAGUAAGAUUGUCUUCCGUAAACAUGGUUUGAACAGUGAGAGAAGGUCACUUGCUGCAUCAUCACCUUGUUGUGGUGAGUAGGCUUGCAUGUUCCUAUGACCCUUGUGAGCGAAGCUGCCGGGAGUCUCAUACUCCCAGGAGGGUCACCCAAGGCAGUACGGUCAAAGGGGAGGAGCUAGACAAAGAAUGAUCCAAGAAGUCCUCAACGGCAGAACAGGCGGAUGAUAACAAGCAGUAUGUUACAACAGCUGUGAAGGCGGAUGAAGGCUGCAGCAGAUAAGAAUCUACCGGUCGUCGUGAUAUUCAUGCCAUCAGAAUACAUCGGUGCCUCAGGUUAAGUACUUAAUUCAUUCUGGAGGUCCGUUCUUAACCUGAAACUGUUCUUAACCUGAAGCACCACUUUAGCUAAUGGGGCCUCCUGCUGCCGCCACGCCGCCAGAGCACGAUUUCUGUUCUCAUCCUGAAGCAAAGUUCUUAACCCAAGGUACUAUUUCUGGGUUAGCGGAGUCUGUAACCUGAAGCGUCUGUAACCUGAAGCGUAUGUAACCCGAGGUACCACUGUAGAGCCUUACUGUUAAGACUUUGCAUUGAUCAGCGUGCACUGAUCUACACACAUAAAACAAAUUCAUGCCUAGGCGUCUUCCAAAAAAAGAAGUCUGUAAUAUUGGGUUCCUGACUGUAGUGCCAAAUUCAUGGAGGGUAAGGCUGUCGAUGGCUACUAUCUAUGAUGGCUAUGCUCUGCCUCCACAGUUGAAGAAGUAAUGCUUCUGAACACCAGCUGCUGGAAGCCACAGAGUGGGGUGUGGGGAGCAGGUCCUGCUUGCAGUUUUCCCACAGGCAUCUGGUUGGCCAAUAUGCAGACAGGACGCUGCACAAGAUUGGCCAUUGUCCUGAUCCAGGCGGCUCUUCAUAUGUUCUUGCAUUACAUUCUUAAUUUCUAAAUAAAGUGGGGUGAGUUUCUAAAUAAAAUGUCACUGGUCCAGACUAAGUAACUUGAACUUUUGUUUGUAAUCAAAGCCACUCAACUUCAUAAUUGUUAACUUUUCGCAUUGAUUUCAGUGGGACCCAAGUUCCAACUUAUUUAUUCUGGAUUCAACCCAUUAUGUUCUUCUUACACAGGUAGUCAUUUUGUUAACUGACAUUUUAUGCAGUACUCUUAUGAAAUUGCGGCUUCUGCUCCAGUGAACACUGCUUCUGCUCUCAGUUGGUAGAGCAUGAGACUCUGAAUCUCAGGGCCAUGGGUUCAAGCCCCACACCGAGCAAAAGAUUCAUGCAUUGCAGGGGGUUGAGAGCCAGUGUGCUGUAGUGGUUAAGAGCGGUAGGCUUGUAAUCUGGUGAACCGGGUUCGCGUCUCCGCUCCUCCACAUGCAGCUGCUGGGUGACCUUGGGCCAGUCACACUUCUUUGAAGUCUCUCAGCCCCACUCACCUCACAGAGUGCUUGUUGUGGGGGAGGAAGGGAAAGGAGAAUGUUAGCCGCUUGGAGACUCCUUUGGUAGUGAUAAAGCGGGAUAUCAAAUUCAAACUCUUCUUCUUCUUCUUCUAGAUGACCUUCAUGGUCCUUUCCUACAGUUCUGUGGUUCUGCAACUAGUUCCAAAUACCCAAAGGGGCUUUGAAGCUCCUGUUGUUUUUAAAAAUAAAUCUUAGUCUGUGGCAUGGAGAGCUCAAGCAGCAGCUCUCCAUGCCACAAAGGAAGGCUCUUUUAAACCAGGAGGAAUUUCAUAUGGCAUUGUAGUCUCUUUGUGGUGUGUGUGUGUGUGUGUGUGUGUGUGUGUUGGAAUUAAAGGUCCCACUGGGCACGCCAAAGUCCUUGAGCAUGCAUAAAGCAGGUCUUUGGAUUCCAGCCUAAGACUCUUGUUUUUUGCAAUUAUAGCAGAUGCAGUCAACAAUGCAGCUGGCUAUGGGUUCAGUGGUGUUGACAAGACAGGCAAUUUCCACUGGGACCUUCUGUCUAAUUUGAAUAUCAAGAACAUUGAGGUAAGUUUAUAAGAAAACAUCAUGAGAAAGGAAUGGCAUGAGUCUGAUAAGAUAAUUACACCCAGUGAAAAAUUAUUAUUGCUAUACAGAUAUGCAUGCAAACAAAAGUUAUUUUGUAUUUUAGAUUAUCGGAAACAUUUUUUGGUGUGUGUAUUACAUUUUAAAAAUGUAAAACCACAAAAAAGCGGUGGCUGCUGCUGCUUUUAAAUAGAAACUCAUGACCAUGUCUCACCCUUGGCUUGUUAACUUGAAGAAUUUGAACUCAAAUAUCUGACAUUUUCAGCAAGGGCUUCUUGUUAUGCACAGUUCUGUUGUAAAAAGCAGUAAUCUUACCCUUCACAUAAAAAAUUAUACUGAUAGAUUCUCUACAAGGGAUUAUUAUUUUAAUUGAAAUAUGGAUUGUGAGAAUCCAAACAGUUUAAGGAUGGAUUCUGAUCAUAACUUAGUAGUAAAGCCCACUGAAUUUAAUUUGACUUAUAUGUGAAUAGGCAUGGCUAGAAUUGUGCUGUAAAACAAACAUUAGCCUCUGGAUUUACCAUCUAGGGUUUUGCUGGUGUAAAAAGGUUAUGCCUCUUAUCUUUUAAAAUAAAUUGCAAACCUCAUCUCUGUGUACUACUUAAGAUAAAUUACAGACUUUGAAGUUCUAGGGUGGUGAAAGAAGCACAGGCAAAGCAUUUGAUUCCAAUGGGUGAGGAUGAGUUGGACUGACAUUUUUAACGUGAACGCAGACCAGUAAUGUGCGGGGCUUUCCUCUCUCCUAGUUGGCAACGAGUUUUAAAAUGUAUGUAGAAAACUGGAAUAUCCAAACCACUGCCUGGCUCAAACGGUAAGAGCAAUAUACUCGAGGUGCUUUUACACUGCUUUGAUAAUCCACCUCAUCUGUCCAUACAUUCAUCAGGGCUUUUAACAUUUGUCACUGAAGCCUAUGUCUACACUAAGGGCUCGUCCCUCUAGCAUAGGGCCGAGCGGUUUUCCCCUUGCCCCAUUCCUUUCCUAUGGAAAAAUUCACUCUUUAGCUCUAAAUCGGUGCAAAUGUCGACCUGGGAGAAACCUGAAUUGCUGUUUGCUCCAAUUAAGCGUUAAAGAAAGAGCAGUCUCCCCCGGGGGAAAGCAGCGGGACAAGAGCAACUGUAAAUAAGCCCUAAAUCUUUCAGUCAGCUGUGGGAGACAUCCAAUGACCCUCAUCUACAUGUGCAAUGGACUUCCAGCUUCACUUUCUCCCUGCUCUACACCCUCAUAAUCUGCUCUAGGGGGUCCCCCAAGCUUCAGAGCAGAAGAAAGGGAGCAGAAGGGGCAAGAAAAAGAGACAAUGCUGUUCCACUAGGUGGACCUUCCCUUGUAUGUUUUUCUAGGACUCCAAUAAUGUUAGGUAAGACGUGUGUUCUUCACUGGGUAUUCCUAGGUCAGGUAGGAAGCUACAACCAUCAGGUCCUUCCUGCUAGCGCCACCCUGCAUGUGAAAUGGCUUCUUCAAGGAGUCCUAGCAGGCCUGCUCACUUGCCAUUAUUGGAAACUGGUUAAUAUUUCCUUGUGUGGUCAGGCAUUUGAUUUUGCUGCUAUCUCAACUGGUUGCUGGUGUGGCGGCUUAAAAUUUUAAUUUUCAUGUUGUGAUUUUAUAUUUAAGAUACCUUGGGGUGCCUUUUCAGAUCUGGUAGGCAAGAUAUAAAAUUAAAAUUAAUGCUUGGGCUGCUGUCACCACUGCUUACUGUGUGCCUGAGUUAAAUAGGUUGAAUUUUUACAUCAAUUCCUCCCCCCCCCCCAACAAAGCCUUUAUUUUCCCCCUCUCUCAUUGCGCAAGAGAGUGUCAGAGUGAUUUUGUUAAUUUGGAAAGUGAUUAAUUCUGUUUCCACAUGCCUACAGACACACAGCAAAAUUCCUUCUCAUGGAAAAUAGUUCUGUUCAGUAAUGUAUAUACAGUAUUGGUUUGCCAUGCAUAAAACCUGUUUGGAUUUCUACAAGUCACACUCAUGACUUACAUUUAAAAACAUAAUCAGAAAGAAAGAGAGAGAGUGUGUGUUUCUGCUACAAAAAAUUAAAAAUCUAGAAACUUGUCACAAAUGCUUCUUUUGAAUUUCUUCUUUUUCAAAGCACUCCAUUGAGCUAAAGCAAGGAAAGUGGGCCAAACUAUAAGGAAUUCAAAUGGGAGUUUUGUGUCUGGAAAGUAUAUGUUCUGGGUGCCUAUGGACUGACGCUUUUAAAAUGUAAGAUGCCCUUUAAGAUGUCUCUAGAUAUGAAAAUCUGGGUUAGAGAAAUGACAGCAUUAUAAAAUCUGAAGAUUUACUGCCAUGAAAACAGGUUACGCUAGCUGAAUCUUGUCUUGUCCUUAUUCAGAAGCGACUCGCCCAUUGGGGUGGAGCUGCAAGAAGAUACUUCCCAGCAGUGGGGCUCCUGCUGCUAGUUACUAGGAGGGGCAAGGUGGCAGGGAGGUCUGCCAGGCAGAAGUGUUGCAUUGCCCCUGCCAGCGCCCCCACACCAAGCUGACCUCUCUGCCUCCUCACCUCUGGCCGCUCCCAAUAAGCAGCAGCAACCCCUCUGCCAGGAAACCAAGGUUGCUGCUUCGCCAUUCUGGGGAAGCCAGUUUUGUCCUCUCAUAGAAGUAUGCUUUUGAAAUGCCUCCCUUCUGCCGUAGUUAUGAAGUCAGCUUCGAAAGCCUUUGAGAUGCAAUCCAUGCAUUGUCUGCACAUGCUAUUAUUUUGGUUUUGCUUUUCUUCCCAGCGUCUGCUAUGAUAGAGCUCCUCAGUACCCUACAGCUUUAACGUUUCUUCUGUCAGCUGUUUGGCAUGGCGUUUACCCCGGAUAUUAUUUUACAUUUGUCACUGGGAUCUUUAUGACACUAGCAGCCAGAGCAGUAUGUAUCUCCUUUCCAUUUUAUUUUUAAAAAAUGGGUGCAAUCUGAAACGUAACUAUUCACACUCACUUCUCUUCAGGUCAUUGGAACAUGGUUGUGGGCAUGAGUCCUAUUGGUUUUCAGAGUUUUUUUCUUGAAUAUACCAACCUGCCUCUGUCUGAAACCCAACAUUUUCUGUGCUAUCUCACACUGACCUAUUUAUGGGCCACGCUUGCUAUCCCUGCCCCCAUUGUCAACCUCCCACUACUCUCCAUGUGUUGGGUGGGGUGGAGAUUUCAAGCAGGGAGCCCGCUGCAUUCAUGUAGGCUUAUUGUGCCUGAUUAUAAAUAUGUAUACAGAGACUCCCUGCUUCAGACCCCACGCCUACACAUAGUACAUGGCAGGACCAGUUGGGGUGCAAAGGCUUGAUUGUACAGUCAUACCUUGGGAUGAAUACGCUUCAGGUUAAGCGUUUCUGGGUUGCGCUCUGCGGCGACCUGGAAGUAACGGAACACGUUACUUCCAGGUUUCACCGCUCGCGCAUGCGCAUAUGGUCAAAAUGACCUCACUCGUAUGCGUGGAAGCGCCGAAACGCGACACGCGCAGAUGUGCAGUCACGUGUUAUGUUCGCUUCAGGAUGCGAAUGGGGCUCUGGAACGGAUCCAGUUCGCAUCCAGAGGUACCACUGUAAUUGCUUGAUGGGAAGAUGUCCAAAAGGAAAAAGAAAUUCACUUCCUGGAAAUCAUAUAUCAUCACCAUGUUCCUACCAAAAGAAAAUUGACAACAGUGUUUGCUAAAGAAUCAGAAACUAGAGAAGGAUUUGACUGCAGUUCCUGGUAGUUGUGGUAGCUUAGAUGGUUCCCCUCUCUUUGUCGUCACUCCUGUGACUGCUCCCGGACAUUUAUGUAAGCUUGGUAUUCUGCUUUGACUGUACAAUUUGGGGUGGUGGGUGUGCAUUCGUUUGUAUGCUAAUUAUUGCAUUGGCUUUGGCCUUUCGAGAUAUCUUUUACUGAAUCUUUGUACUUCACAAUGCAAUCCUAUGCAUGCCUGCUAGGAAAUAUGUGUGUAUAGGACUGCAGCCCAAGCCACUUCUUCCAGGUCUGUUCAGCUGCUGUUCUUCUCAAUUUCUUGCUGAGACACUUCUUUCUUAUUUAAUAAGAGGAAAGAAGAAACCAAACACUCCUUAUUGGUAUACCAGACCACAUCAUGAUUAAGUGGAUAGGACAGCAGCCAUUAUGUGAAGAUUGCUUUUAAACUUUUUUUUGCCUUUUUAAAGGUCAGGAACAAUUUCCGGCAUUUCUUCGUCUCCCCAAAGCCUCUCAAAACGGGCUAUGACAUUGUGACCUGGUUGGUAACUCAGCUCUCUGUCUGUUAUACCGUUGCACCAUUUGUUCUGCUAGCUGUUGAGCCUACAAUUAAAUUAUACAAGUAAGUCACCACCUAUUAUUAUAGCUGUUGGGGUUGCAUCAGGCCAUAGCCUUUUCAGAUUUGCCAGCCUGAGGUCCACGUUGGGUGAUGUUUCAUCAUGGUUUGAAGGAAAACUAAACAGGUUAUAUUUGCUAGCUGUGUCACCUUUGGAAGCUCAGUUAAUAUUUGAAAUGUGUACUUGGGCCUUUGAAAGGAAUAAGAAGGGGCAAUGCAUCUGUUUCAUUCCAAGUUGGAAAGUGCACUCAGCAAUUUUAUUUUUAUAUCUGUUCCUUCCCUUAAAAUUCAUAGUGUAUGGCGAUGGCAGGUUGUUGUGUAGAUGGAAGAAGGGUGCAGAACAACACUGAGGGAAGUUCCAUGUGAAUGUUUGUUAGUAGGAUGUGGUGAAAAUUUAAAACUGAACUCUUGAUGGAGUGUAGACUUAUUAAAUCUCCAACUCAGGGCCCAAACAUACAAGGUUAGGUUUGGCAGAUAAACCAGGGCACUUUCUAGAAAUCCUGAGUUAUUGCUUUGAGAGGCAUAAUGGUCUGCUCCCCUUUUCAAAAUAUUUUGCUUUAGUAGUCCAGGAAGAGCUACAACCCAAUAUGUUGCAUCACUACUCAUCAUUAUAGGUUGUUUUAACCUGACUUCCACUUGCUUUAUAUUCCUUGCUACUUCUUUCUUUGUCCCUUACAGGUCACUGUACUUUCAUAUGCACAUUUUAUGUGUACUUGUGUUGCUGGUCCUUCCAAUCAGAUCUCAAAAACACCUGAAAAGGCAGCAGCUUCCCAUUCAAGGCACGCACAACUCUGACAUAAACGAGAAAGCAAAAUGAUACCUCAAAAGGGAAUUGUCGCUCCUCUUCUGUGAGACGCUGGAAAAAUGGGUACGAGCAAUACAUCAUUGCAGUAGCUUAAUUUAAGAAACUUUUUAAAUGGACAGAAAGGAAACGGACUGAUUACCAGUUAAGACUUGUUACUGGGUAAUGUUUACAUCCUUGAUGGGAGAAGAUAAUAUAUAUUUUUUGUAAACUAAAGAGAAUAAUGGAGUGUCUUUAAUGUAUUUAAAUUCUUGCACACGUCUAUCAUCUCUUAAAGUUAAUCUCAAUUAUCCAGUGCUUUUGAGAGGUAGGGGAAAGAUAAUCAUUGGGGGUUAGCUGUCAUGGACUGGCUAGAUGCAGAAGAGUGGUGGGGGGCACUAGCUGGGGAACACCCAAGGGAACCCCCAGGGGAAGAAGGCUCAGAGUGAAGGGACUGGUGGUGGGAUGACAAGCGAGUGGUCAGAGGGAGAAGAGGGAGCAGACUGGGGGGAGGAGGUGUCAGAAGCUGAAGAGGCAACAGAGUUUAGUGAGCAGGGAGAGGCCGUGGCAGAGACAAGUCCUGAGUCAGAGGCAGGAAAGGAGGCUCAAGGGGGGGGGGGAGAGAGGCAGUGAUCAGACAGGCUGCUGAAGAAGCCAGGGAGUCUCACCCCCCCCUCCAGUCUCCCAGAACACAAAGAGGAAUGAAGAGGGCAGAGCAAAGAGAGACAAGAUGAAGGAGUCUCAGGUUGCAUGGGAAGGUCCCAGGGGAGGAGGAUACUUAGGCAAAUGUGGGAAGACCUGCACUCCCCACAACUGCCUCAUCAAGGCAAGAUCUACUGGGAAGAGUUGCCGUGCUGACUCAGUCUGAGCUGCUUUUUAUUUCUUUGUAUAAAGCGUUAACUUCACUGACAUCUUGUGAGUUAUGGCUGACCUGACCCCGACACCCACCUUGACAUUAGCAGAUGGGUUCCCUAAGCAUCAAAAUGUUUUUCUUCCCCCACCCCACAUAAAACGAUGAAAGGUGAAAAGUAACUUGUAGUGUGUACUUGUAAUUACCAAAUGGUGGGUUGCAAGGAAUUUCAUGGGUGGGUUUCCUGAAUGCACCAAAAGCUGAAAAGAAUUUGUGAUUCAUGGUCAACAGGUGUGGGGACCAGUAGGCCCACAUAGACAGUACAUCAAAGCAAAAAGGAAAUUUACAUGGGUGGGGUUAAGAACCAUUAACCUAGAACAAAUGAAGCGCAUGCUGAGUGACUGGGACUAGGCAUUAGGAAAGGGAAGAUCAUGGAGCAGGCUGGCUGUGGUUGCCCAUAAAAUAAAUAAACUCAGGUAUAGACUGAGGUGAGAAAUGUGGGCUAGACAGAGUUUGAAAGAGAAUUACAGGCUUUUCCACUUCCUGUUAGACCUGUUUUCUGUGCUGAGCUUGGGUGAUUUCUCCCCACCACCACCACUGCCACUGAACUCCAUAAUCUUUUCCUGAUACUACAGACCUUUCAAAUGUUGCCUGCAUUCAUUAUUUCAUGAUAGCCGAACAAAGAUAAAUUACUUUGGCACUUGGAAAAUAACUCAGGGAACUUGGUGCGAAGCACUUGACUUAACCUUUUCGGAAUAUGCUUCCUAAUAUUCAAAACGAUGCUUUUAGGUUUUUAAAAUGAAAAUGGUUCUUUCCAUUUUUAAAUAAUAUGUUUUCUUUAUGAAGGGAACGGGAUAAAUUUAAACUUAAUAGAACUGAUGCAGACCUCUCGCCCUGUAAGUUUGCUUGCUUGUCACCUUCCUGCUCUUAGCUCAUAAGUGCUUCCCUCUGUCUGCCCACCUUGUCACCUAUAACCUAUCCCAAUUCAGAAAGCCUACUGAGCCUCAAGGAUGGAGUGCCCUGGUAGUGAAAGACAUGGGUGUUGCACCUGUCUACUACUUAGGCGCAAUGAUAAUCUUUUUGCCCAAGUGGGUUCCACAUUCCAUCCACACUUCCGUUCUUUUAAAGUCCUGUUUGGCUAGAUGCUUCAGAGCUGAAUUUGCUUUGAUCGUUUUUUUGUUUUGUUUUACAGUGAGAAAGGUAUUAAAAUUCUGUAUAAAGUUGAGGGAUGAAAAAAACCAGUUUCUGGUUGGAAAGGCAAGGGGAAGCUCUGAUCUUAAUGAGCUGGACUUUUCCAAAUCAAAUGAUCAAUGUGAGAGUAGCAUUGAAUCACCUUUUAAAAGGUGCAAGUGAAGCAGAAUGCUUUGGGAACCAAUGUUGCUGCUGUCUGUUAUCACUUAACUGCUGUUUGCUCAUAUUAUGUAUUUCUUUGGGACAUUUUCACCCUGUUCUGCAAUCCAGGGAUUCUAAGCGCAAAUCUUUGUAAAGCUUUUUAAAAUAAAUAAUUUUUUUU
Messenger RNA from Podarcis lilfordi (Lilford's wall lizard), 28005 nucleotides. The record is from the annotation of a GenBank genome assembly. Lineage: Eukaryota; Metazoa; Chordata; Lepidosauria; Squamata; Lacertidae.